This is a messenger RNA of Puntigrus tetrazona (Sumatra barb), 2462 nucleotides long. Its product is annotated as voltage-dependent L-type calcium channel subunit beta-1-like. The coding region runs from base 524 to 2104 and encodes 526 amino acids. Gene Ontology annotation, molecular function: protein binding; high voltage-gated calcium channel activity. Gene Ontology annotation, cellular component: voltage-gated calcium channel complex. Gene Ontology annotation, biological process: regulation of voltage-gated calcium channel activity; calcium ion transmembrane transport; neuromuscular junction development. The transcript has 14 exons. The record is from RefSeq and is a predicted model, not a curated record. Lineage: Eukaryota; Metazoa; Chordata; Actinopteri; Cypriniformes; Cyprinidae.
CAAAAAACCCCACAUUACCUGAGCUGUUGUGACGUAAACCACUGCAAUGUACUUAUCUGAGAAAUAUCAGACAUGCACAAAGUUCACAGAAAUCGACGGCAGGCUGCUCCAGUGCAGCGGUUAAGUUCUUGCUAUUUUUUGACUCGUCUAAAUUUGUUUUGCUUAAAUAUUAAUCUCCAUGCAUGAGCUGUACAAGAGAGACUAAUGUGCUCGAGAGAGAGAGAGAGAGAGAGAGAGAGAGAGAGAGAGCAGCACACAGUAGCGCGAGACACAUCAUCACAAAAGGCGCAUGCACAAGAAGCAGACCCGUUGCAUUCGUACACCUGUAUUUCAAUCUCGAUUUACAAUAACCCGCGCGAAGGGAAUAUAUCUUAGGAUCUCCGCGUGUGCAGCUCAGACAGAAGCCUGACUGCUCAAUCGUGAUACCCUCUUCUUCCUCGGGAGGCAUAUGUAUUCGGCAUCGCCGUUUCUUCCAGUAAGCACCAAUGCACGCGCGCACCCGCCUCCCUGCGCUCUCAAAUAGAUGGUGCAAGUAAAGAUGUCCAAAUCUUCCGCAGACCCUCUGUCUGGUGUAGAAAGCGCUUCCCAGUCGCACUAUUUCCAGCUUCCACGAAAACUCCCGAAGCGCAAGGGUCGCUUUAAACGCUCCGAUGGCAGCACCUCGUCUGACACCACCUCCAGCUUCAUCAAGAGACAGGGCUCAGCAGACUCCUACACCAGUCGUCCUUCAGACUCUGACGUGUCUCUGGAGGAGGACCCUGAGGCUCUCAGGAAAGAAGCCGAUAGACAAGCUCUUGCCACCCUAGAGAAGGCUAAGACCAAGCCUGUAGCGUUUGCGGUGAGGACUAACGUUGGCUAUAACCCAGGCCCUAAUGACGAUGUGCCGGUUCAGGGCAUGGCUAUCUCUUUCGAACCCAAAGACUUCCUGCACAUCAAAGAGAAGUAUAAUAAUGACUGGUGGAUUGGGCGUUUGGUGAAGGAAGGGUGUGAGGUGGGGUUUAUCCCCAGUCCGGUGAAGCUUGAGAGCACCCGUCAAUUACAAGAACAGAGAAUGAGACAGAACCGCCUUAGCUCCAGUAAGUCCGGAGGAAGCUCUAGUCUGGAUGUUGCCACUGGUGCCCGGAGGCCCACUCCACCUGGAACAGCUGACUUGUCCUCUGGGCUUUAUGACGAUUCGGAUUCUGAAGUUGAGGAGGUGGAGCCUUCCAACACCCGCGACCAAAAGGGUGUGGGCGGAAGUGUCACCUCCCCUCAAGGCAACCUGCCCCGCCUCCCUUUCUUUAAGAAGAUGGAGCAUGUUCCUCCUUAUGAUGUGGUGCCUUCCAUGAGACCCAUUAUUUUGGUGGGACCAUCCCUUAAAGGCUACGAGGUGACAGAUAUGAUGCAGAAAGCUCUCUUUGAUUUUCUAAAACACAAAUUCGAAGGCAGAAUAUCCAUCACCAGGGUGACAGCAGACAUCUCACUUGCCAAACGUUCCGUGCUAAACAACCCCAGCAAACACACGAUCAUCGAGCGCUCCAGCACCAGAUCCAGUCUGGACGUACUGGCGGAGGUUCAGAGUGAGAUCGAGAGGAUCUUUGAGCUGGCUCGCACGCUGCAGCUGGUGGUUCUGGACGCAGACACGAUAAACCACCCGUCCCAACUGGGAAAAACCUCUCUUGCACCUAUUAUUGUCUACAUCAAGAUCACCUCUCCGAAGGUUUUGCAGCGGUUAAUAAAGUCUAGAGGAAAGUCUCAGGCAAAACAUCUCAAUGUGCAGAUGGUGGCAGCAGACAAACUGGCCCAGUGCCCUUCAGAGCUUUUCGACAUCAUUCUUGACGAGAACCAGCUAGAAGACGCCUGCGAGCACAUGGCUGAUUAUCUGGAGGCCUACUGGAAAUCCACUCAUCCUCCCAGCGUCCCUCAGAUAAACCCUCUGCUGGAGAAACUCACCUCGGUCGCAGCGGCGGCAGUCGCCCGCAAAGACGCGCUGGCCAACACGCAACCAAAGGUGCCUGCGAGACUUCAGGCCGCACUCACAUUAGCGAACGGAGGAACCGAUGCUAACUGUAAUCGAUUAUCGCUCACAUGCAGAAAGCGCAGGUUGCAAUACUACAGGACUUAGUGCAGUAGUGCAUUUCAAAUAAAAAUAUAAUAGUCAUAAAAAGCCAUUUAGAUGUACUUUAAGACACUUUCAUGACUUUACUACUUUAGUGGGUUGAAAAAGCACUUUAAAAGUUCAGCUAACUGCAUUUGAUAUGCAUUUAAACAAAUGCAUUUUGGUUUAAUUGCAAGCAUGCAAUUAAAUGUCCAAUAACACUUAGAUAUAUUUUUAUGCAUGCUAAAGUAUAUUAUUUCAAUAUUAAAUUGCUAAAGUGUAAACUUUCCAAAAAGACAUGUCUCUAAAGUCCCAGGCAAACUACACUUAAAAUAAAAACAAUAAAAAAACACUAAAGACUUACAAGAUUGCAUGUUAUAAUAUU